GGAUAAAGCCGCAUCUCCGCGAGACAGAAGCUUCAGAAACUCCAGCGAGUCUGAAAGAGUUGUAGCGCAGUUCUUCCAGUUCUAACAGACAGUUCUAACCGGUUCUGUUUCUACAGUCGCUGAGAGAAACGCUGCAGAACAUCUGUAGGAUGACUGAGACAACCUCCCUGGGGCACACCAUGGUGGACGAUGAGUUUGAUGACUCCUACAAAGAAAAGGCUGGACCCAAGCCCCCAAUGAGGAUCGUGUGGAGGAACGUGGUGUUGAUGGCCCUCCUGCAUAUCGGAGCUCUGUACGGAAUUCUGCUCGUCCCCUCCGCCUCCCCACUCACCCUGCUAUGGACAUGGGCGUGUUUUCUCUUCAGUGCUUUGGGCAUAACAGCUGGAGUCCAUAGAUUGUGGAGUCAUCGUUCUUAUAAAGCCACCCUUCCCCUCCGUCUCUUCCUUGCCUUGGGCAACUCAAUGGCCUUCCAGAACGACAUCUACGAGUGGGCUCGGGACCACAGAGUUCAUCAUAAAUUCUCAGAGACCGAUGCCGACCCUCACAAUGCCACUCGAGGGUUUUUCUUCUCUCACGUUGGCUGGUUGCUGGUCCGAAAACACCCAGACGUCAUUGAGAAGGGAAGCAAGUUGGAGCUCAGUGACCUGAAGGCCGACAAGGUGGUCAUGUUUCAAAGAAGGUUCUACAAGUCGUCUGUGCUGCUGAUGUGCUUCGCAGUCCCAACGGUGGUGCCGUGGUUGUUUUGGGGCGAGUCUCUGUGGGUCUCGUACUUCGUCCCCGCCUUGCUGAGAUACGCUGUGGUGCUGAACGCCUCCUGGCUGGUCAACAGUGCCGCACACAUGUGGGGAAACCGACCCUACGAUGCCAACAUCAACCCCCGAGAGAACAGAUUCGUGACUUUGGGUGCUAUAGGUGAGGGAUUCCAUAACUACCACCACACCUUCCCCUAUGACUACUCCACCAGUGAGUUCGGCUGGAAGCUUAAUUUCACCUCCUGCUUCAUAGACACCAUGUGUUUCCUGGGUCUGGCCAGCGACUGCAAGCGGGCAGCCCGAUCAGUGGUUCAGGCCCGGGCCCAGCGCACCGGAGACGGCAGCAAAAAGCCUGGCAUCCAAAGGAGCGGCUAAAAGGUUUUUCUCAACUGCAGCAGUAAAGUUGACAGAGAUGUUCUCUGUCUCUGGCGCCCCCUUUGUUCUGGAGGCUGAAGCUCCAAGUUCUUCAGCGCAGGAGCCAGAAGGGUUCAAAUCCAGCAGACAAGCCCGUGCCCCACGACCUCACUGGACUCUGCUGGAUCUGUGAUCUGAUUCAUAAUAAUGAUGAUAUUUAUAAUGAUAAAGAUUAUAUAAAAACCUUUGGCCUGCCACGGUUCUUCUCUCAGGAUGGAACAUACUGUGUUCCCAAAGCACUUAGAAGAACUAACCAACAAAUCUUCAGGAAAAAAAAAGAACUCAAUCCAUUUGAAUGUUUAAAUGCAUUUUCUCCAUUUGUUGAGGUUCUAGCUAGCACUAAAAAUGGUUCCACUAGAGGAACCUUUUCAGCACGGUCUAAAUCCUGUUUUGCUUGUAUUGUUUACAUUCUAAAUUAAAGCCUGAUACACAUUUCAGCACUUCGGAAUUUACUGUAGCAGUGUUAUCGUUCAAGAAAAUUAGUUAUGAAAUGAAUCGGAUUGAAUGCAGUGUGAACACAGUCACACACAAUUAAACAGACUCUGUAUCAGAACCAGGUGCUGUUUGUAUUUCUGCAGAAAAAAAAACUUUCCUAAGCACUUUGUUUUGAUACAGGAUUGAUUUAUUGAUUGAUUGAUUGAUUGUUAAUUAUAUUUAAAUGUUUUUGGGAGAAGAUGGUAAAAACUGUUGUUUUCGGAAUUAAAACUAGCUUAUGGUUAGAGUUGUUAUUGUGGUUAAUAUUGGGGGCUUGAGGCUGUGAGAGUGAUGUGGAUCAGUUUCUGUGUCUAAAGCGACUCUGAAGAGUCAUUUGUGAGCUUCUGUUUACAAUUUUCUAUUCAAUACUGUAAUUCAAUACCUUAGUGUUAUUGUUCACUAUGAGAUGAUACAUGUUAAAUUCAGCAUGUAAUAAAUAUUUGCCUCUUAUUACAGUUUGUUUUCUAUCCAACACUUUAAUUUAAUAAUUUUGUAUUAUUGUUCACUAUGUUCAAUUCAGCAUGUGAUGAAUCUUUUUUUGUAAUAAACUCUGAACCCAGA
This is a messenger RNA of Astyanax mexicanus (Mexican tetra), 2201 nucleotides long. Its product is annotated as acyl-CoA desaturase. NCBI's taxonomy places the organism in Eukaryota, Metazoa, Chordata, Actinopteri, Characiformes, Acestrorhamphidae. The transcript has 7 exons. Gene Ontology annotation, cellular component: endoplasmic reticulum membrane. The coding region runs from base 150 to 1127 and encodes 325 amino acids. The record is from RefSeq and is a predicted model, not a curated record. Gene Ontology annotation, biological process: unsaturated fatty acid biosynthetic process; response to fatty acid. Gene Ontology annotation, molecular function: stearoyl-CoA 9-desaturase activity; iron ion binding; palmitoyl-CoA 9-desaturase activity.